GGCGCCAAUGCCUCGGCAUUAGAGAAAGAGAUUGGUCCAGAGCAGUUCCCGGUGAAUGAGCACUAUUUUGGACUAGUGAAUAGCUUUUUGACAACUACAUGCAGCAAGAUGCCCAUGAGUUCUUAAAUUACCUACUAAACACAAUUGCUGAUAUUUUACAAGAAGAGAGGAAGCAGGAGAAACAGAACGGCCGCCUGCCUAACGGCAGCAUCGAUGGAGAAGGCAGCGGCGGCGCACCGGACCCGACGUGGGUGCAUGAGAUUUUUCAGGGAACAUUAACUAAUGAAACCAGAUGUCUUACUUGUGAAACUAUAAGCAGCAAAGAUGAAGAUUUUUUAGACCUUUCCGUCGACGUGGAACAAAACACAUCAAUUACUCACUGCUUAAGGGGUUUCAGCAACACGGAGACUCUGUGCAGCGAACACAAGUACUACUGCGAAGAGUGCCGCAGCAAGCAGGAAGCACACAAACGGAUGAAAGUUAAAAAACUGCCCAUGAUUCUAGCUCUACACCUGAAGAGAUUUAAAUACAUGGAUCAGCUUCAUCGUUACACGAAACUUUCUUACCGGGUGGUUUUCCCUUUAGAACUCCGUCUCUUUAACACUUCAGGCGAUGCCACCAAUCCUGACAGAAUGUACGACCUCGUCGCUGUGGUGGUUCACUGUGGAAGUGGUCCCAAUCGAGGCCAUUAUAUCGCAAUAGUUAAGAGUCAUGAUUUUUGGUUAUUGUUUGAUGACGAUAUUGUAGAAAAAAUAGAUGCACAAGCUAUUGAAGAAUUCUACGGGUUGACGUCAGAUAUCUCAAAGAACUCUGAGUCUGGUUACAUCCUUUUCUAUCAGUCUCGGGACUGAGGGGGAACUGCGAUGGAGAGAUUUCUGCCUCAUUUCUUCUCUGGUUACUUUGGAAAGGAUCAUGCACUGAUUUUUCAAGAAAAGAGAAAUGCAGGAAGCUCAGGGGGCAGUAGCAUACUUUGCACACAAUAAAGCAAAGACUGUGGAUGAACAAGCUCUUCCUAUCAUGGUAGUUGAUUUAUUCGCUCAGGUAUCAUGUCGUCUGUGCAGUUCCAAACGACGAGGAAGUGACGGCAGAGAUAGCAGCUCCUCUUGUCAAACAGCCUUCCAGUAAUUGACACGCAUUUGCUCUUUAUUAAUUGCACCGGCGAUGGUUUGAACUCCUUGGGGCGCAGCAAGAAGCACGAGAACCGGGGGAGGUCGCGUCGCGGGUUUAGGAGGUGACAGGCACCGCGUCCCGUCGCCUGCGUUAAGUGAUGAAUAGAAAGAGUAGUCAGUGGUCUUCUCGUGCGUAAACCAGACAUACUCGUGGGCCCAACGCUCGCAGUUGGCCUUCCUGACGUAAAGCAAACUAACAGCUACUGGACUCCAGUGUCAGGAAGACAAAUACGUUCUGCUUCUCUGAAGAAGCUUAUAAUAAUAUACAGUGUAUGUAUAUGUAGGGAACAAUUGGUCAAAAGCGGCUUUUUGUUUCCCCAAGGGGAAAGACUGGCUUUGUAAUUAGAAUUUUUUUUCCUUAUUUAUUUUACUUAAAACUGGUAGAGUCUAAGUAUUGUAUGAAGCGCCCAUGAGUCUGUCAGUAAAUCUGAGCAUAUUUUUACUACUUUUUGUCAGUUUAACUAGUCCUUUCGUUUGUUUCUGUUUUUUAAGAUGGAUUUUUCAACUCUAUUCGAAAUCAGUAAGAUUCUUUAAAAAACAUUGCAAGGAGGAGGUAAAUAUUCUUUUUCAGGAGGAACUGAUAUCUCUGGCUAAAUAGUUGUCCUUUUGUUAUAGUUGAUAAGUCAGUUAUUUCAUUCAGCUUUAAUUUCAGUAAAAUAAGAAACUAUCAAGAAUUCCCUUAUAGUUGUUGGAAUGGUGAAAGAAAUCCCGGUGCAGUGGUGAUAUACCAGUCUUUAGAUUUCUUAAAUACUCUGAUGUUUCAAGUUGAGGCCAUGUUUGGAAAAUUCAUGUCGUAGCAGUUGUUAUUUUCAGGCGUCAUUCUUUACCUGGGAAAGAAGAAAUCCGGUCGCUGAAACCCCAGCAGCGUGGGUGGUUAGCCAAAAACCCUCUGAAGGUCAGAUUUUAAUGGCGUAGACCAGGAAUACACAAGCAAGUCCUCUUCCCCCCUCCGCCUUUACACACCUUCCUGGAAGAGUGUUCUGGAAGUUAAACUUGAUGUUUGUUAAGACUCCCUUCCGUCGGGAGUUUGAAGCAGUGUGUGUGUAACGUGCCGUGUGUAAAUUAUUGCAGUUGACACUUGUCCGCGCAUCACAGUUCUCUGACAGUAGCCGAAAGCCACUUGCAGAAAAUAAUCGAAUAUACGUUCAGAAUACUAGCAAUCAAUCAGGCCAUGGAUGUUCUCGAUGAACCUUUUCAGGCAGACAUCUUUUUUUUAAUUGCUGUCAUUUUCUAAUUUUACUAAUACUGUUGACUACGAAAAACAACAAAAAAGAAUGUUUUUGUCUGCUGCUAUUAUUAACAUUUAUUAUUUGUAUCUUUUUAGCUCAGGAAAUGACUUCACCUGUUCGUUCCAUGAACAUAUCUUCAGCAGGGUCCCGUAGCUAACUGGGCUGUUUAACAGAUGUGCCGGCAGAAACCGUGACGUAUUUUGACAAAUUGCUUCCCAAGGUGUCGUUUCUAAAGCCUUCCCCCGGCUGAAAUUGUCCCGUGCAGAUCGUGUAGCCACAUCUGCCAGCAUCGCACAGACAGCCAGAGCCAAGAGUGUGGGGAGACCACAGCGGUCGAGCCGGAUACGUUUUUCUUUUCGAGGGCUCAGACCAACUUGUGUGGGAAUGUCGAGCUGUAUUUCUGCAGCUUUUGGCACAGGGGAGGAGAGCGGAGUGAAGCUGAGUCCAUUCGCACGUGUCAGGCCACCGCACGUGCGAGAAGGAUGCGGUCAUUCGCGCAGAGGUGCGGGGCCAGAAAGCUGCGUCGCGCAUCUCACAGGGAAGGCCAAGGUUAAGUUUCACGUUACAGCAAGUUGCGGCUUUUUCGUGGAGUUCCGCGGCCGCACACCGUUCACACCGUAUUUCAUAGUAUGAUUUGUCAGGGGAAGGGGCCGUGGGCGAUGGUUUUCAGUUUACUUUUUACUGUCCGUGCAGCUGCAUCUGAGUAAAAUGUCGGGAAGCUUUUCAGAAACUCAGUAUGCUUUAAAAACAUCUAGGGCCAGGAUUGGGGGGACCGCAGCGAGAAGGGUGAUGCGUACAGAAAGCGUCUGAGGUUGUCUGUCGGCUGACUGGUUAAAUGAGGGUGGCCGGAAGUCGUAAGUGGUGGCCGAUUGCUCUCUGUGUGUCCGUGUUUGUUGGGAUGGCUGUCCCGUAUUUUGUACAUUGGAAUAAAAAUCUCUAUAAAUUAUCAUAAAGGUAAAUAUUCUAAAUCAAGCCUCACUUCUCAGUCGUAUGGCUUCUGUCUUGGAAACGUUACCUGUAGAACAUUACGGAAGGCAGGAGCCACGUGACUCAGGAAAAGGGAGCGAAGGAAACGUGUAAUAGGUGGGUCUGUGUUGCCUCGAACCAUCAGUGUAGGGUUUUUUCCUUGACAGCAGUAGAAAGACCUCGUUUUCAUAACAUACUACUCUUGAUACUUUCUUUGAAGCUACUUUCAUUAAAGAUUCUGUCAUGAGGCGAUUACCUGGGAGCUGGGAGGCUGAGGCGCUCGGGUCCCGGCUCCUCAGUGGACUUAACUGUGUGACCUUGGGCAAGUCACUUACCCUCUCUGUGCUUCAGUCUCCCUAUCUGGUGAAAUGGGGGUAAUACCUACCUCACAGGGUUGUUGUGGGGAUUAAUUAGAUAUAAUGUCUGUAAAGCAUCUAAAGUUCUUGAAGAAGGCGCUAUAUAAAUACAAAAUAAUCUAUUAAAGUUGGUUUAUUUGUG
Pteropus alecto (black flying fox) is the source of this 3862-nucleotide messenger RNA. RefSeq names its product ubiquitin specific peptidase 12 (gene USP12). The transcript has 7 exons. Gene Ontology annotation, molecular function: cysteine-type endopeptidase activity; cysteine-type deubiquitinase activity. Gene Ontology annotation, biological process: protein deubiquitination. Lineage: Eukaryota; Metazoa; Chordata; Mammalia; Chiroptera; Pteropodidae. The record is from RefSeq and is a predicted model, not a curated record. The coding region runs from base 99 to 851 and encodes 250 amino acids. Gene Ontology annotation, cellular component: cytosol; nucleus.